This is a messenger RNA of Rotaria sp. Silwood2, 1683 nucleotides long. NCBI's taxonomy places the organism in Eukaryota, Metazoa, Rotifera, Eurotatoria, Philodinida, Philodinidae. The record is from the annotation of a GenBank genome assembly.
AUGCAACAACAGCAACAAGAACAAGAACAACAACAUCAACAACAAACGUCAUCAUCAACAAAUCAACCAAAUUUACAUCAACAUUCAUCUACGAGUGGGUAUCCAAGUGUACGCCAUAGUCUUUUACGUAUGCAUAGUCAAUUACGAUCAGCACCUAAUGGAAGAGAAUCUACACAUGGCCCUAUUGAUUUAAGUCUAUAUCGUGUUCCACGGCCAGCACCUAAAAUGGCAGCACGUUCGACAAGCACAGCAACUACUGCACUUCGUACUGUUACACCAUUGGUUACCCCACCUACCCACACUAUUUAUAGCAAUGCUGUACCUUCUUUUACAUCAUCAAAAACAGCGACAUCCAUUAAUAAUCAAGAACAAAAUAUAAAAAUGCAAAAUUCAUGUUCAACUAGUGUUAUGUCAAAAUGUUCUUAUUCUCGUCCUGUUCCUGUUCCUUCACCAAAAUUAGCUUAUUCAUAUUCGAAUAUUGAAGAAAAUCUACAAUGUCCAUUAUGUAUUGAUCGUUUACGUGAUCCUCGUGCAUUACCAUGUCAACAUGUAUUUUGUUGUUCAUGUCUUAAAUCAAUUCCUUCAUCUAAUAUACCCUAUCCAACUAUAGUUUGUCCAUUAUGUCGUCGUACAUUUCCAUAUAAUGGUGCUGAUCAAUUUCCUAUAUCAUAUAUACAUCGUCAAUUACUUGAAUUAGUUCCAAAAAACUAUGAUAUUAAUGGUAAAUGUACAAAAUGUCAAGAAAAAAGUUCAUUAAUAUUAUGUUCCUGUUGUGAUUUUCUUUUAUGUCAAAAAUGUUUUAUGAAUGAUCGAGAAAAAAUUAUCGAUAAUAUUCAACAUAUUGUUCAAACAUGUUAUCAUCGUCUUAAUCGUAUUCAUACAACACGUGAUCAAUUAAAUGAUUUAAAUGAUAUAAAUCGUAAAAAAAUUCAACAAAUUGAAUCAAUAUUUUCAAAUUUUGAAAGAAAAUUUUUUGAACAUAAACAAUCAAUAAUUAAUUCAUUAAAUAAAUAUAAUGAACAAAUAACAAAUCAUUUUUGGUCUAAAUUAAAUAUAUCAACACGAAAUACAACUGAACCAUUUAUUGAUUUAUUAAAACAAGCUGAAUUAAUUAUACAAAAAUCUCAUGCUAUACAAUUUGAUGAUAUUGUUUCAUUAUUUCGUAAUUUAAAUUCAAUUAAUGAACAACUUGAAUAUGCUAAUUCAUUAAUUGAUACAUAUGAUGUACAAAAUUUAUUAAAAAAAACAAUACAAAUAAAUAAUAAUAAUUUCGAUGAACAAGCAUGUGUACAUUUAAAUCAAAUAGAUAGUACAGAAAAAAUUCUUCCAUUAAUGCCAUCAACAAUGUUACCUCGAUCAACAAAACGUUUACGUAAAACUGAACCUAAAAGACAUAUUGAACAAAAUAAUAAUGAAGAAGAAUAUGAUGAUGAUGAUGAUGAUGAUGAUGAUAAUUUACCAAUAUUAAAACAAAUGAAAGUUGAAUAUCAUAAUGAUAUUAGUUUUGAUCCUUCAUCAUCACCAACAAAUUCUAUACUUUGCUUAAAUUUUUCAAAUAAUGAACAACAACAAAAUGAACUAGAUAACGAUGAUGAUAUUAUUUAUAUUGAAACAAUUCAAGCAAAAUCACCGGCAACAAUUAGUUUUGAAGAAUUAUUUCAAAUGAUUGGUACAGAUGAAUAA